Molecule: messenger RNA, 747 nt
Organism: Rotaria sp. Silwood1
Lineage: Eukaryota; Metazoa; Rotifera; Eurotatoria; Philodinida; Philodinidae
Source: the annotation of a GenBank genome assembly
AUGCAUAUUAUAGGAUAUAUUAUCCCUGCUAUUUUUUCAACAUUAGUAAUCGGAAGUGUAUCUGGAAUGCCGGUCAUAACGUUUGAAUGUCCACCUGGUCAACCAAUGACAUCAAUAUGUCCAGGAGAUGAAAGCGCUGUAUGCAUCACCAACAAUUGCGGUGAAUGCGAUGCUGUGUGGUUUGGAACUGAUGGUAAACGAGCACAAUGCUAUGGAAAAUCUGAUUGUCCACCUGGUCGAGUUGGACCUCAAUGUCCUAGAAAUCCAUGCGAAGAAGCAACAUGUUCAACAUAUCCUGAUGCUAAAUGUGUUCCAAACUAUUGUGGAGGCUGCUAUGCUGAAUGGUUCAAAUUUAGUGGAGAACAAGUACAAUGUAGUACCACAAGUGUACUUGGAACAUCAGUUGAAAGGAUUCGAUGUCCAUCGGGUAAACGAAUUGUGAAUUGUUUCGUAGAUCCAUGCUUGGUAUCAAAAUGUCCAGGUGAUAAAAAUGCUAAGUGCGUCUCUAACUAUUGCGGUGGAUGCAAUGCUGUGUGGUACAGAGCUAAUGGUAGACCAGCAAAAUGUUUUCGAAAAUCUACUUGUCCACACGGUCGGUCUAAAGUUCGAUGUAAAAAAGAUCCAUGUCAAGGAGCAACAUGUCCAGAAUAUCCUGACGCUGAAUGUGUUCCAAAUUAUUGUGGAGGCUGCUAUGCUGAAUGGUUCACAUGCGAUGGACGAAAAGUACAAUGUAGAACCACAAGUUAA